AUGGCUAAAGCUAGAAGUAAUAAAAAUGUAAAUCCAUUAAUCACUCCCUAAACAAUCAACCAAGUAGAUAUUAAUGUAUCACAGCUAUAAUCAUCAGUCUUUAUGCUAGUUGCUCCUCUCAUAGUUAAACCAAACGAGAUCUACAAGCCACAAAAUAUUGCUGAUAAAGCUAAAAUCAAGCCAUUCCAUAACAUAACUUUACGAAAGUUUAAAUCUUGA
Stylonychia lemnae is the source of this 219-nucleotide messenger RNA. NCBI's taxonomy places the organism in Eukaryota, Ciliophora, Spirotrichea, Sporadotrichida, Oxytrichidae. The record is from the annotation of a GenBank genome assembly.